UGGAGGAAGGGUUGGGAUGGGGACCGUGAGGGAGACCUAAGCGGCGGCGGCGGCGGAGGGUCGACUAUGGCGCGGAGCGGCCGGGCCGUUGGGAAGGCGCUCGCCGCGCGGCUGGCCUUCACUCCGCGGAGAGCCGCUCUCAGGCAUUUGACUUCUUGGGAAAUUUUGUUGAGCAAGGCCCCUCUGCUUCAAGUACCUGGAACGCACUGUGUUUUUUCAAGAAGAACUUUUUUCAACAUUACUUCACCAUUUGGGAACAAAAGGAAAGAAUAUUCAGAAAGAAGAAUUAUAGGGUAUUCUAUGCAAGAAAUGUAUGAUGUGGUAGCAGUUGUAGGCGAAUACAAGAACUUUGUGCCAUGGUGCAAAAAGUCAGAUGUGUUAUUCAAGCGCUCAGGAUAUUGCAAGGCACACUUAGAAGUUGGAUUUCCUCCUGUGUUAGAGAAAUACACUUCGGUUUGUACACUCGUGAGACCUCAUAUGGUUAAGGCAUCAUGCACAGAUGGAAAACUAUUUAAUCAUCUUGAAACAGUGUGGCGCUUCAGUCCAGGAAUCCCUGGCUAUCCAAGAACGUGUACCUUGGAUUUUUCAAUUUCUUUUGAGUUUCGUUCCCUUCUACAUUCUCAGCUUGCCACACUGUUCUUCGAUGAAGUUGUUAAGCAGAUGGUUGCAGCAUUUGAAAGAAGAGCAUCCAAGUUGUACGGUCCAGAAACAAUCAUACCCCGAGAGCUAAUGCUUCACGAAGUGCAUCACACAUAAAAGGGGGACAUUAGUCUUAAACUGCUUGGACAUCGUGUUUUUACAUGAAGUGUUCUCUCAUGUGGGCGUCCAGUCACAUGGGAAUUUGAAAAUUAUGUAUACUACUACUGUACAACACAGGCCUGUAAGAUGCAGAUGUAUAUAAUAUAAAGUUUCAAUCAAGUGCAAUUAUAAGGUGCUGAUAAAGAGUGGCAGCUAUAAACUACACCAAAAUUGCCUUCUUCCUCUUGCCAGUUUUUAUGAAACUCAGCACUACGUCUACUGCCUAAUGUUUUGCAGUGUUUCUAAUAUUUACUAUUGGAAUCAAGUUUUAAGUUAUUAGUCUUUUGAAUGCAUAUUUAAGUUAUUUUUGCUAUUCAGGAAAAGCUUUAAAUUAGCACAUAUAAUUCUGAGAACUAAUUUCUCAGUAUGUGUAACUAUACUUAGUAUGGAAUGUUUAGUGUGUAAGUGGAAUGAAUAUAUAAAGGGCUCUUUUAAUCAAUAAACAUGUAUGACAUUGUGAUGUGCUUUCACAAGAUUCUAGCAGGUAAAUCUGUUGGGAGUCAUGAAUUCAAACUUUAAAGUGACUUGAGUUUCACAGACCUACCGUGUUUCCCCCUUUUUAAAGCGUAGUCAUAAAAUAAGCCAUAGCAGCAUUUCUAAGCAUUUGAGAAAUAUAAACCGUACCCCGAAAAUAAGCCAUAGUGAUAGGCGCUGUGUGGAAGAGAGCACUGAGCUCCCCGAGUCAGCAGCAGCAACGCCGGCCGCAGCAGUGUUUGCUGAGUCCUUUCUUGCUUUUGGGACUUGGUUACUGUGCUGGCUUGGGAUGGUGUGUGUGCAAUUGCUGUUGCUGCUUCGUGUUUUUCAGCUGGAUUCUCUGGGUUCUAAGCACUUUCCCCCGUUUGUUUGCGAAGCAGCACUCGGCUGCAGCCCCUGCCUCUCCCGGCGGCUGCAUCGAUCCCCAGGAGGCUGCAUUUGAUCGCUAUCUCCUUUUCUAUUUCUUUUGUCUUUGAGCACCCGGCCCCGCCCCCUCUCCCCUUCGUGGAAUGAAGAACGGAGUUUUAGCAGCAUUUCCUCAUUAUAAAAAAAAGGUCAGGAACUUUUACUUUAACCUCAAAAAUGGGAUAUUUCCUCUCUCUAAAAACAACUCUGACCUGAACACCAAUAAAACAGGGGUAGAUCACCUCCAGUUUAUAAAUCCGCAAGUAGAUCGCAGUCUCCUGGAAGUUGGGCUCUAUACUUUGGCUGAUUGCAAGCCUUUGCAUCUUUAAAAAACAAAAACCAUGCGCUUCUCAGUCUUAAUUUUCCUUUAAUUCAUCCCCCUAUACCCUCCUCCAACCAUUGCCUCCUUCCAUUCCUUACCCCCCUCCCUCUCUCCCCACUUCCCUCACUCCUGUGCGAUCUCAUUGCUUUUUCUGUUGUGUUGUCUAUUUUAUAUUUAAUAUUAUUACCCUUUAUGAUAUUUUUUCCCUUGCGAUAAUUAUUUAUUUUUUAUCUUUAACUAACUUUCCUUUCCAUAUUUUUCCAUAUAUAACUCAACACUUUCCCAUUCCUUCUUAACUCUUUGGAUAGAGUGCCCCCCCCAUUAUUGUUGUUAAUUUUACAAUUCCUGGAUUUUUUAUGGAACCGAACAGUUUGGGUGCUUCAGAAUGUGCCUUCUGUUGCUACAGGGCUAUGGGGCUUCACUAUUUGACCCCCCCCCCAGGUUGGGAUUUUUAAAGUAGUUCUGUGGGUCCCAGGGCGCAGAAUCACCCCCGAUCCUUUCUUUUGUCUAAACAGACCUCUUCCCCCCUAACUUUGGAAGGCUGUGCUUCAAGGGUGAUACCAGGGGUUUUUAAGACCUGCGCCUCUUAAGGAUUGUUACGGUCCAUAACUUCCAUUGCUUUCUACAGGGUUGGGGGUUUAAAGCACUGCCACCACCCCCCACCCUGCAGGCGCUUGGAACUGGCAGCGCCAACAACGCGCCCAGCAGCGCGCAGAAGAGAGCACUGAGCGUCCUGAGCCAGUGGGUCCCAGUUGUACCAGCACUUUAAAAAAAAAAGACACCCCCUGAAAAUAAGCCACUGUGUGUUUUUUUGAGGGAAAAAAGUUAUAAGACGGUGACUUAAAAAAGGGGAAACACGGUAAUUGUAUAUUACAGUACAACUUUGCUAGGAUAAAACAUACUAUUUAUUCCCUUUGUCUAGACUAGAGCAAAAUUUUGGGCAAUCCUCUCUACAGCUAGCACUGAAUUUUGACAUUUCCCGAAGUUGUAUAACUGGCUGUGCAGCUCAAUGUAUCCUUUUCAACAUAUUCCUAAAACUGUUUCAAGAUUACUACCUUUACCUAGGAAGAGUCUUUAGGCAUCACAAGACAAGCAUUUUAUCUUGAGUGAUGCUAAAUACCUCGGGUUGCACAAAUUUAAAGUAAUAAAGCGAAGAAUGUAGCUGCCUAAACUGAUAGCUCUUAAUCUUGAGCAAGAACAAGGAGCUAUUUAGGCUAACCAUUCUCCCAUUCCUACAAAAAAAAAAAGUGUUUUAAGAAUGAUGGGCAUCUGGCUUUGUACUCCAAGAAA
Zootoca vivipara (common lizard) is the source of this 3289-nucleotide messenger RNA. It is a transcript of the gene COQ10B, whose product is annotated as coenzyme Q10B. Lineage: Eukaryota; Metazoa; Chordata; Lepidosauria; Squamata; Lacertidae. Gene Ontology annotation, cellular component: mitochondrion. The record is from RefSeq and is a predicted model, not a curated record. Gene Ontology annotation, molecular function: ubiquinone binding. Gene Ontology annotation, biological process: cellular respiration.